AUGGGCAAGCAGCUCGGUCGCCUGCGGGCGGUCUUCCUGGUCUCCGUCUGCUGCGUCGGGUCGUUCCUCUUCGCGUACGACACCGGCAUCAUCGGCGGAAUCCUGACUCUGGACUCGUUCAUGGACUCGUUCCGAUACGGCGAGGAUACAAGGGCUGACAUUAAUUCAAACUCCAACAGUCUUUUGCAGGCGGGGGCCUUCUUCUCGUGCUUCUUCGUCUGGCCGUUUACCAAGCGAUUCGGUCGCCGAUGGUCUAUUGCCCUAGCUUCGUUGAUUUUUUGUGUUGGCGGUAUUAUCCAGGUUGCUCCGACUCACUCGAUUGGGGCCUUCUAUGCUGCGCGUGUGAUUAGUGGCAUCGGUGUCGGAAUGGCCACGGUGAUGGUGCCCAUGUACAGCGCCGAAAUGAGCCCCAAAGAAAUCCGCGGCCAGCUAGGCAGUCUGUUCCAGUUCUUCUUCACCCUCGGCGUCAUGACCUCGUACUGGAUCGACUACGCCGUCGAGAAACACGUCGAGCCGUCCGACCGGCAGUGGCAGAUCCCCAUCGGGCUGCAGCUGGUCCCCGCCGGCAUCCUGGGCGUCGGCAUGCUGUUCCUGAAGGAGAGCGUGCGCUGGCUCGCGAGCAAGGGGCGGCACGACGAGGCGCUGCAGUCGCUGAUCUGGGUCAGGGGGGGAGAAGACACCGAGGAGGUUCGCGCUGAGAUGGCGGAGAUUCUGGAUGGAAUCAGUGCUGAAGUCGCAGCGACGGAGGGCGUUACGUGGAAGGAGUUGGGUCUUUCUGCGAAUCGGUAUAGGCUGUUUAUUGCCAUUACUAUUCAGAUCUGCGCCCAAUGCACCGGAAAUACAUCACUUGCAUACUACGCCCCCCAAAUCUUCGGCGCCGUAGGCAUCGGCGCAAACGACAAACUCUUCAUCACGGGCUUCUUCGGCGUCGUCAAGGUCGUCGCAUGCGGCAUCUUCGUGCUCUUCCUGGUCGAGCGCAUCGGCCGAAAGUGGUCUUUGGCGAUCGGCGCAUUCCUCAUGGGCGCCCUCAUGCUCAUCGUCGCGAUGCUCGCCAAAUCAUUCCCGGUGGACCCCGAUUCAACGGAAACAGCAACAGGUAUCUCCCCGCAAACUGCGGCCUCUAUCGCGAUGAUUUAUCUUGAGGCGGCGUCGUAUAACAUGUCUUGGGGCCCCGUCCCAUGGCUAUACAUGAGCGAGAUCUUCCCAACGCGGAUCCGCGAAAUCGGCAUCGCAGUUGGAACCGCCACGCAGUGGCUGUUCAACUUUGUGUUCUCGCAGGCGACGCCGCACGCGGUGGACAAUAUGGGCUGGAAGACCUUCUUGAUGUUCUGUAUCUUCAACUGGGCGAUUGUCGUCUACGUGUUUCUGUUCAUCAAGGAGACCACGGGCAAAUCGUUGGAGGAGAUGGAGGAUGUGUUUAAUUCGAACUUGGUGCACUUUAGGAAGGAUGAGGAGCAUGUUCAUGUUGAUGCGGAUGCGGAUGCUGCGGUGGUGGAGAGACCGCGUAAGGUAUAG
Molecule: messenger RNA, 1515 nt
Organism: Aspergillus puulaauensis
Lineage: Eukaryota; Fungi; Ascomycota; Eurotiomycetes; Eurotiales; Aspergillaceae
Product: sugar porter family MFS transporter
Exons: 7
Coding region: 1-1515 (504 amino acids)
Biological process (GO): carbohydrate transport; transmembrane transport
Cellular component (GO): membrane
Molecular function (GO): carbohydrate:proton symporter activity
Source: RefSeq, a predicted model, not a curated record